This is a messenger RNA of Oryzias melastigma (Indian medaka), 5795 nucleotides long. RefSeq names its product cholinergic receptor, muscarinic 2a (gene chrm2a). The coding region runs from base 1522 to 3027 and encodes 501 amino acids. The record is from RefSeq and is a predicted model, not a curated record. The transcript is spliced from 3 exons. Gene Ontology annotation, molecular function: G protein-coupled acetylcholine receptor activity. NCBI's taxonomy places the organism in Eukaryota, Metazoa, Chordata, Actinopteri, Beloniformes, Adrianichthyidae. Gene Ontology annotation, biological process: adenylate cyclase-activating adrenergic receptor signaling pathway; regulation of heart contraction. Gene Ontology annotation, cellular component: plasma membrane.
UACAGCCUGCUUGAUUAAUUCUGCUGACCAUAGGCGGAUUUCAUAGAACCAGACAACAAAAGCUGAAAUACGAUUGGUUAAAAACUCUACCAAUAACUUAAGACACAAUGAAGAGCUGAACCAAGUACGACAAUAAGAACAAAUACACCACUUUUAAAAAAAAAGUACAUAUUUUUAAAUGUUCGUUAAAAAAAAGAUUUUAAUACAUUUAAGCCAACAGAAAAGGCCAUAUAGACCCUGAAAGCCCACUUCUGAUCACGUUAAGUCCUUUUCUGAUACGCUCUUUAAUACAGUACAGAGUAAAUGUAACUAAAAGAACAUGUUGACAAAAUACUACUAUUGAAUAUUUGUACCACCAUGAAAAAAAAAAUAAGUACAUUUGCAAGUAUAAAUGAAUAAAAUAGUUAGAAAAAGUCAUUAUAUUACAGGAAUAAAGUUGUAACAUUAUGAAAGAAAAGUUGUAAAUUUAAGGAAAAAAAAGUUGUAAAAUUGGAUCAAAAUGAUAAUAAAAGUCAAUAUUUUAUGAGAAUAAACUGGUAAAAUUAUGAGUAAAAAGUUAAUAUUUUACAAUAAUAAUGUUUUAAGUUGAGAAUUAACUAAAUUAAAGUCCAAACUAAAGUUUUUGACCCAUAAUCUCAGUUUAAUUUUUGGGCAAUUAAAUCAAAAAUACAUUUCUGAAUGUUGGUAUGGAAGCCAGCUAAAAAUAAGCCAAAGCACGUUUGUGGUGAACAGUGUUCUCUCUCUAUUAUUGGGACUCAUCUAAACCAAAGAUCCAGCUAAAAUAAGAAAUUCAGUCAUAAAACAAACAGAUUAAGGGUUUAUGUUGGGAUCGUCAGGGAAAAAGAACAAAACAUUAACUUUAUUUUUGUAAAUGAUUAAAAUCAUAAAAUUAAAAAACCCAACAUGAGAGAACUGAAACUUCUAACUGAAUGAACCAAAACCAAGGAAGUAGGAGUGGCUCAAACUUUUUAAAGGGAGGUUAUUUAACAAACAGGAAGCAGCUGUGCUGAAUGCAAACUCCAACCAUGUGUGAUCAUGACAAGAAGGCAAAGGAGGAGAAAAAAAACCCAAAACAAUAUAUAUAAAAAAAGAAUAAAAAGCUAUUGAUGUAGGAUAAAACAAUUCAUUUCUAUUUAGUUAAUUCCUGCACACAUUUUGAUUUUUGCUUUAUAAAUCCUGUAAGAAAUUAAACAUCUGCACUAAAUCUGAUUUGUUAAUAAAAAAAACACCAGUCAGACUCAUCCCUAAAAUUAGGAUUUAGCACAAAUGGGAUCUUUUCUUCCUGUGAGGACCUUAAACAGAGGCAGGAUCUCCAGAACCAGAGUCUAAAACCGAGGCCAUGGCCAUUAACCAUGGAGCUGGAGCCAGAUACGCCCAUCGAUUCAUUCUGUCACAGACAGUCUCUGGUGCUGCUCCGAGUGCACACUCUCUGAAUAUGCCAGCUAAGCACGACAAAGCCCAACAGACUGUUUAACACUCCAUUUCCUCAGAGUUGGAGCUGGCAACGAAAGACCAAAUGAAAUGGAUGCAUUCAAUUUUACGUACUGGAAUGCCUCUGAAGGCAAUGAGACAGUGGUGGAAGAGAGUGAAAGUCCCUACAAGACCGUGGAGGUGGUCUUCAUCAUCCUGGUGGCUGGAUCCCUCAGUUUGGUCACAGUUAUUGGCAAUAUCCUCGUCAUGCUUUCCAUCAAAGUUAAUAGGAACUUACAAACUGUCAACAACUAUUUUUUAUUCAGCCUUGCAUGUGCGGACCUAAUUAUUGGACUGUGUUCUAUGAACUUGUACACAGUUUACAUAGUAAUAGGCUACUGGCCUCUGGGACCGGUGGUGUGUGACUUGUGGUUGGCGUUGGACUAUGUUGUCAGCAAUGCAUCUGUCAUGAAUCUUCUCAUCAUAAGCUUUGACAGAUACUUCUGUGUCACCAAGCCCCUCAGCUAUCCAGUAAAAAGGACCACCAAAAUGGCGGGGAUGAUGAUUGCCGCUGCCUGGGUUCUUUCGUUCAUCCUCUGGGCGCCUGCUAUCCUUUUUUGGCAGUUUAUUGUUGGUGGGCGGACAGUGCCUGAGAAGGAGUGCUAUAUCCAGUUCUUUUCCAAUGCUGCUGUCACUUUCGGCACGGCCAUCGCUGCCUUUUACCUGCCCGUCAUCAUCAUGAUCCAGUUGUACUGGCAGAUCUCCAGAGCGAGCAAAAGCCGCGUGAAGAAGGACAACCGAAAGCCAUCUGGAGCCAACCCAGAACCUCUGUCACCCGGACAGAGGAGGAGCAGCACUCCAAAACCCAACAAUAACAAUGUCCCGGGAGAAGAUGCGGGGCAUUCCCAAAACCAGAGAGUCGAUGGUGGGGCAAACCAGCAUGACAGCAAGCUGCAGAAUGGGAAAGGACCAUCCUCCACAACUGCUGAGGGAGAGACUGAAGGUGAGGAUGUGGCACGGGAGAACUGCACCCCUGGAGACGAGAAGGAGAGCUCCAACGACUCCACGUCUGUGAGCGUGGUCGCUUCCAAUCAGAAGGAGGAGGAACCUGCACCGUCUACUGCCAACUCCUGUGCAGAAACAAGCCAGCAGGUCCCACGUCAGCGGGCCAAGGCUGGGGGCUCCAAGCUGACCUGCAUCAAGAUCAAGACAAAGUCCCCCAAAGGGGACUACUACACACCAUCAAACGCCACAGUAGAGAUUGUGCCGGCCACGGAACGGCAAAACCACGUGGCACGAAAGAUCGUGAAGAUGACUAAGCAACCCCCCAACAAGAAGAAAAAAGGAGCCCCCUCACGAGAGAAGAAAGUUACCCGCACCAUCAUGGCCAUCCUGGUAGCUUUCGUGGCCACGUGGACUCCUUACAACGUUAUGGUGCUCAUCAAUACCUUUUGUUCCAGCUGUAUUCCCAACACAGUGUGGACUAUUGGUUACUGGCUGUGCUACAUCAACAGCACCAUCAAUCCGGCCUGCUACGCCCUGUGCAAUGUCACCUUCAAGAAGACUUUCAAACAUCUUCUCCUGUGCCAAUACAAAAAUAUCAGAUCCGCCAGAUAAAUACAGGCUCCCGAAAUGGAAGCAUUGAGUUGUGCGUGUGUGUGGAUGAAUGUGGAGGGUUUGUGAGGAGUGACAGAGUACAUCUUGAGGUCAUUUUUCAUCACUUUAUCAUUAGCUUUGCUAAUUCUCUCGGUUGUAGCACUUUACACUAGUUCUACUGAAGCCAGUUUCUUUGGGGGGUGGGGUGAGAGGCAGCACAGAAUGGGGAAUUAGUGAAAGCGGUAAGCUUAAAAAGCUGAGAGUCUAUAAGGCGGGAACUGACACAGAGAAGGGGAGAAAAAAUGAAAAAGUAGGAGGGUUAGUGCUGGACGGAAAACACACAAACGCUUCAAAAUGGGAACAUAGGGCUGACUGAAUUUACAAACCUACCAAGUUUAAAGUUCAGUAAAGACAACUUGUAGAUAGCUGUACAUAUUGCUGUAUAUGGUAUGUGUGUGCACAUGUGGGCGUGUAUGCACAUUGAUUUUGUUUUUAAUCAUCAUUAUGUCACUUUUAACCAGCAUGGAAAAGUCGAGGCUUGGGCCCUCCAACCAAACAGGAAGUCGACACCAUUGACUGUAUAUGAGAAGUUGACUGAGUGACAUUGCAAACAGGAAGUACCCGUUGGUUCCAAGAAGCCAAAAUCCCACUUUUGAAAAAUAAACAGCUAUUACUCAGUCAUUAUGUUGGUCAGUAUAACCAUUCUCGCGUUGCUAAUCUUUAUUUUUCUAAUUCUUGCUAAUCCUAAUUUUUUCCUAAUAUUGUGUCAUAAUUAACCGACCAAUCAGAUGCUUCAAUAUAUGUGGUCACUCACAUCCAACUGUAUAAUUGACACAUUUGGUGUAGUCUGCUUUAAACUGGUGGAGGUGUGGACCUCCAACAAGCUUACUCCUGAUAGGCGAGAAUGGUUACCAAGGAAACGUUGACUCAAACAAAUCACUACUUAUUGAUAACAUCUGUUUCCAAUAUGGUGGCAAAUAAUUUAAAAUAAAGGCAAAUAAAUUGACUUUUUAUUGUUGGAGCCAAAAGUCAUCAUUCUACAGAUGAUGUCACACUCCCUCGGUCCAGUUCUCAUGUACAGUCAACGGUUGCCACAGAUACAAAACAAAUAGAGUCACACUUUCAAAGUUAGCACACAAAUAGAAACUGUUACAGAUAUUUGUAACUUUGGUUUAAAAAAAUAAGAAUUUUCAAAAACAAACAAAAAUAUUUAAAUGUGUAACAAUAAAGACAAAUGGAAAUUGUUGGCACUUUCGGGUCAAAUUGACACCUUUUUUAGGUCACUAUAAUUCAGUAGUGUUUGUAAGGUAAUUUCUGACUUUAGAAUUAAUUUGUUUUUAUAUUAUAAGAAAUCCCUUCAAGUUAUGAAGAUGGUGGCACAGUGGUUCCAGAUGGUUGAGGAACUCUUGGUCAUUCUUAUUCAGACACUGAGGUUGGUUACAUCUAAACAUGCAGAGACAAACUAUUUAAAAAAAAAGUUCAAUGAUGGAAAUCAACUGUACUUAAAUCUGCAUUUAUUCUUUAAUUUUAAAGCAGUUAAAUUUAGGGUUUUAUGAGGCUAAAAAUAAAUUAUCAAACAUUCAUUGAGUUUUUGGCAGGUAAAGAGGAGGGUGCUGAAUCCUGCUCAUCAAGUUCUACCUUUUCCUCCAUUUCUGAUUUUUGCCAUUGUGAGUGAAGUUCAGCCAAUCAAAAGAAAGAUUCCGGUUCACCUGAACUACCUUAACCUCUAUCUAAAAUGUUAUCCAUCUAGUUUGACUGAUCAGUUGGGAUACUGAAAAAGAAUCAUCUCCACAUCACACUGCUCCACAUGAAUGUCUGAAGACUUCUGAGUGACAUCACAAAGUGUUUUUCCCCCCAAAAAGAUCUCUUCUCUUUAGCUCCAGAGACGUUUUUGGGGAAUUUCUUGAACGGUCUAUAAACAUUUAUCUGACGAUGUGAUACUCCCUCCAAGACUUUAGGCGAUGUUUUCACAAGAUUUGAAUAAAUUAUGGUGACUUUACACUCUCCAAAAGUCUUCUGAGAACAUCCCUGUGGUAUAAAUGAUGCAACUUUCAGAGAACAUCUACUUUUACACGGGAUGUGAUUCCUUGAAUAAGAAAUGAUCACGGCUGCCUCAUCUUGGGGAUGUUUCAUCAUUGGGAAGGAUAUUUCUACUCGGUUCACGACAAGCUUCACCAUCUGUGAUCGUCUGAUUCUAAGGUAGAUUUAUUAAUGGAAAACCUGAGUUUAGAGAGGGAAAAAUGAAAUGUCAAUGGUAAAGAAAGGGGGGGAAACACCUUUUUAUUGGUUUUUCCUGUUUUAUUUGUGCAAAAUUACUAUUUUUAGUUUUAAAAAAUGUAUUUUCACACAAAGUCACCUCAUCUCAUACAGUUUUAUACAGUUUUGAAUGCAGAGGGAGACUGUAACUUAGAACAAACAAACCCUAAAAAAAAUAAAAAUAAAAAAACAUUCGUCCCCUAUCAUCAGGACUUUUAUUGUUUUUUGGCAGCUAUUAAUGCAAAAAUAUGUUUGCCACAUUUUUUUUCCACUUCUGCAGAAAACUGUCAUUUUCCGUGAGAGAAUCCUGAUUGGAGCUCAGAGUAUAAACAGCAUUUUUGAUUUAUUGUUCUGCUCGGAUGAGUGACAGACAUUAUUUGAUUCUGCUGAUUAGUGGGUUGUGUCACAGCGUGCAUUGUUUGCGAAAACUGUGUGAGUGGGUUUCAAAAAGCUGAGGUGUUUGCACGCUCCAAGAGUGGAGUUUACUGCUGAUCGCGGGUCGUGACCUCGCGAUUUAAAAAAAAAAAAAAAAA